Molecule: messenger RNA, 744 nt
Organism: Phycomyces blakesleeanus NRRL 1555(-)
Lineage: Eukaryota; Fungi; Mucoromycota; Mucoromycetes; Mucorales; Phycomycetaceae
Exons: 4
Coding region: 1-744 (247 amino acids)
Molecular function (GO): structural molecule activity
Source: RefSeq, a predicted model, not a curated record
AUGUAUAAGGCGUUCACAAAGUUGCGGUCGGCCGGUCUUUCUCGGCGGUCUGAGACGGUUGGCGUGGUGGUCGGUGGCCGCCACACUGCGGAGAAAGACCCACUUUACUUGUCCGGGAGUAUAUCGGCACCUUCUGCGGUUCAUGAAGAGGGGGUUGACCAGCAACGAGGACCUCGGGUAUCUGAGCUACAUCGUCGACCGGCUCCACUGUGGCUGUGCUUGUCGCCUGUUCUUGCUUCUGCUCCACCGUUCCUGUUUGCCUCGCCUGUACCGAUAAGGUGGGUUCCUUGGCCUUCUCCGUGUCAAUGCGCGUCUCCGACUCUUGUCGUCGCACCUUCUUCUUCCACGAAUUUCUUCUCAAGUGUUUUGGUGGCUCCCAACCACGCUUGGAUCAGCAUGAGAAAACUGCGUGUUUCUCUGAGUGUUGCUGCCAGUCAAAACUUUUCUACGUCUGAAGGCCGUAGAUUCGCCAAAGCUGCGAUUACUAGCAUGUUGAGUCAGUACGAUGCUGAAGCUUUGUUUGGCCAGGCAAAAAGUUUUCCUGGUAAUGAGGCAUUCGUUGACCUUUCGGUAGUAGAUUGGCCGAGCCAGAGCACUGGUCUUCUGCAAGUACUCGAUUUUGAACAAGCUGAAUCGAGAACUGGUCCAAGCAACGCAGCCGAGGGUUCGACUGCUCCUGGUCCUGGUACCGGUGACGGUUGUUACACCCAGGCUUCCUUCGAGACUGCUUAUAAUUUGAACUGA